Molecule: messenger RNA, 1258 nt
Organism: Temnothorax curvispinosus
Lineage: Eukaryota; Metazoa; Arthropoda; Insecta; Hymenoptera; Formicidae
Product: cytoplasmic dynein 2 light intermediate chain 1
Exons: 7
Coding region: 103-1113 (336 amino acids)
Biological process (GO): intraciliary retrograde transport; intraciliary transport involved in cilium assembly
Cellular component (GO): axoneme; cytoplasmic dynein complex; ciliary basal body
Molecular function (GO): dynein heavy chain binding
Source: RefSeq, a predicted model, not a curated record
UGUGAAUAGAACUACAGUCCUCAAUAUCAUUCUUUAUCUUGUUUUAAAAACAAUGUCUGCAGAAAAUCGCUACGAUAGAAUUAACUUUCUAGUGAGGAGUCUAUGCGAGAAACUGCAUUACGGCUCGCUGUAGAAGAAGAGAACAGACGAAAGACUGAUCCAAAUGAAACUCACGAACGAUCCAUUAUUAUCCUUGGCAGCAAGGGAGUUGGUAAAACAACAAUGGUGUAUCGAUUUCUUGAAAAAGACGAGAGACCAAAACCGACUAUAGCGAUGGAUUAUUCAUUUGGCCGCAAAAGUGUGAAAAGUUUAGUAAAAAAUAUAGUGCACGUGUGGGAAGUGGGUCACUUGGCUUCUUCUUUGGUAUCUGUCGCAAUGACGGGAUCCACAUUAACACAUUCCCCUCACCACACCGUGUCAUUAAUAAUGCUAGAUUUAUCGCGACCAGAGGAAUUAUGGUCGUCCUUUGAGGAGGCCCUUUCCGUAAUACGAAAUGGUUUGAAAAUGAGUUACGAUUCUGACACAAUUGAAAAAUUACGGGAUAAAAGGGCAGCAGAUAGAAAAAAGGCAUUGGAACGUGGGGUCGACCCGUUUUUAAUGAACUUAUGCAUCAUAGGUGGACGAUAUGAUGAAUUUAAGGAAUUUGAUUCGAGUAAAAAAGAAUUCAUUGGAAAAAUACUGAGAGCGAUAGCUCAUAAUCUAGGUGCAAGUCUUUAUUACUAUUCCUCUAAAGAUAAAUUUCUCAUACGACGACUCAAAGAUCUAUUAUCUCAUUAUGGAUUUGGUUCUCCACUUACGGAGGACAAGUGUACGGAUUAUGAGAAACCGUUAAUGAUGCCGGCGGGCAUGGAUUCCUUCGGACGGAUCGAUUUACAAUUCCCCCAAACGAGACCAUCGGCAAUUUUAGACACUAUCAAACAGAUCUACGUCUCGCGUAUACCGCAAGUGUCGAGGAACGAUGAAAGCACUUUGGAGGAUCCCAGUAACGACCCUAACUUUAACGAGCCUAUUAUCGAUAGACUCAGAAUGCAGCGGGAAGAGGAGAUCAGUGUGCUGUUGAAUGAUAUGAUGGAAGGCCGUAUGCCGAAAAUUCCUGUGCCCGAUCCACUUUAGAAAGCACAUCAUAUAUUUUCUUUAUGUAUGUACCCAUUGCGAUAUUGAAGCAGUAAACGAAAAUAGAUAAUUUAUCUGGCAAUUUAUAUCGUAUUCUACUUUAAGCUUAUAAUAAUAAGCUAAAUACAGAAUUGCAUCAUAAAUA